UUUAUAUAGAAAAAAGCAAAGAAAGAUUUUUGUCACCAAGUCGUUAAAGCGGCAACGUUUAGUUACAAUCCCUUUACGGUUCAACAAUGGCUCCCGUAGCGAAGAAAGAAAAGAAAGAAGUCAAGGAUAAAUCCAAAAAUCCUAUGAAAGAGCUGCACAUCCGCAAGCUAUGUUUGAACAUUUGCGUGGGUGAAAGUGGUGAUAGACUUACCCGGGCAGCAAAGGUGUUGGAGCAAUUAACUGGACAACAACCAGUGUUUUCAAAGGCCAGAUAUACUGUAAGAUCCUUCGGCAUUCGUCGUAAUGAAAAAAUCGCUGUUCACUGUACAGUCAGGGGAGCUAAAGCAGAAGAAAUUCUAGAAAGAGGUCUUAAAGUAAGAGAAUAUGAGUUGAGGAGGGACAACUUUUCAGCAUCGGGAAACUUUGGGUUUGGCAUCCAAGAGCACAUCGAUUUGGGUAUCAAAUAUGAUCCCAGUAUUGGUAUUUAUGGUUUGGACUUUUAUGUUGUGUUGGGUAGGCCUGGUUUCAAUGUAGCCCACAGACGUAGGAAACAAGGCAAAGUUGGUUUUCCUCAUCGACUGACAAAAGAGGAUGCUAUGAAGUGGUUCCAACAGAAAUAUGAUGGAAUUAUCCUAGCCAGCAAAAAGUAAUAACAUAAGUUUUAUGUUUUGACAUUUAAUAAAUUUCCUAAUUUAAAA
Molecule: messenger RNA, 698 nt
Organism: Cylas formicarius (sweet potato weevil)
Lineage: Eukaryota; Metazoa; Arthropoda; Insecta; Coleoptera; Brentidae
Gene: RpL11
Product: large ribosomal subunit protein uL5
Exons: 4
Coding region: 87-650 (187 amino acids)
Biological process (GO): translation
Cellular component (GO): cytosolic large ribosomal subunit; ribosome
Molecular function (GO): RNA binding; structural constituent of ribosome
Source: RefSeq, a predicted model, not a curated record